GAAGGGCGGUGGCGGUGCGGGCCUGGGCGGGGAGCCGGACGGUGGCCGACGAGGUUCGGCAUGGAGCACCUGGAGCGCUGCGCGCGGGUCCUCAGAGCGACGCUGGUGCGGGCGGCCGUGCGGCGCUACCUGCCUUGGGCGCUGGCGGCCUCCAUGCUGGCAGGCUCCUUCCUCAAGGAGCUCUCCCCGCUGCCCGAGAGCUACCUCAGCAACAAGCGCAACGUCCUCAACGUGUAUUUUGUCAAAGUGGCCUGGGCCUGGACCUUCUGUCUCCUCCUGCCUUUCAUUGCCCUCACCAACUACCACCUGACAGGCAAGGCCGGCCUGGUCCUGCGGCGGAUAAGCACCCUACUUGUGGGCACGGCCAUCUGGUAUGUCUGCACAGCCAUCUUCUCCAACGUUGAACACUACACGGGCAGCUGCUACAAGUCACCGGCUCUGGAGGGGAUCAGAAAGGAGCACCAGAAUAAGCAGCAGUGCCACCAGGAAGGAGGCUUCUGGCACGGCUUUGACAUCUCAGGCCACUCCUUCCUGCUGAGCUUCUGUGCCCUCAUGAUUGUGGAGGAGAUGGCUGUGCUGCAUGAGGUGAAGACGGACCGAAGCCACCAUCUCCACACCGCCAUCACCACCCUGGUGGUCGCCCUGGGCUUCCUGACCUUCAUUUGGGUGUGCAUGUUUCUGUGCACGGCGGUGUAUUUCCACGACUUGUCCCAGAAAGUGUUUGGCACCCUGUUCGGUUUGCUGGGCUGGUAUGGGACAUACGGGUUUUGGUAUCUGAAAUCAUUUUCCCCAGGACUUCCUCCACAGAGCUCUAGUUUGAAUUUGAAGCGAGACAGUUAUAAGAAAUAAAAGAGAAACGAAAAGGGGGACGGGAAGACAAUGGGUAAUAUAUUUUUCUGAAUUAUUUGACUAAAUUAUUGAUGCUAUUUCAGAGAUGAAGCUUACCAGGCAGUUUUAGUGGGUGAUGGUGGAGGCUGGGGAGCGAGUUCAGUCCCCAGACUGUUCUUGGUGACGUCACCCUGUCAUAAGCACCACCAUUCCCAGUCAGGCACUUUUUGUCCCUGGCAAGACUGAAUCUGGACCAUCUCUUUUGUCCCUAGAGGGCAGAGCUCAAGCUCAGUGAGAGGACAGAAGCAGGAAAGCCUCUUGUGUGGCUGCAGGGGAGGCCAGGGUCUCAGGACUCCUCUGCUGCCGCCUUCUCUCUCUGAUUCUAGUUGGCUUUUGUUUUAACGGCUGUUAAGGCUGUUAGUUAACAGUAUUUCCCUUGGUCAAUUUUGCAUAAGCAUUUAUUUCCAGCAGGGUUCUUUACAAAACUACCAACCAUUGCCUGAAAAACACUCUCUGGUGUUAGUAUUUGUUUUUAUCCGUGGAAUGUUAAAUAUUACAGCUGGCUUGUGAUUAGCUACCAAAACUGACAAACUGGAGUGCCUCUGCGACCGAAUAUUGGAUGAAUUUUAUGUAAUGAACACUGAUAAUUUUUCGUCUGUGUUGUCUGUUGGUUUUUGGAGCAAUAAGGUUACCUUUUUGCUCCUAUUUUGAGUGACUGCUGUGGCAUUUGUUCUCUGUCAACAGAACUCCUGAAAAUAACUCUCAGCUCCACUGCUUCACUUCGGCACAUGUGUCGAUUGCUUUGAGGUUUUUUUUUUUAGAACACUAACUUACUUUUUAUAAACCAAACUCUUGGCUUAUGAUAUUAAAUUCCACCUCGUGGAGUUGUUUUUUCUGUUAAGAAUAAACCCCCCAAAAGUAGGCAUUUUCAUAAUAACUUGCUACAUUUUAAGCUGAGAGUAAUUUUACAAAAUGCGGAAUUGCACUGAAACUUCCCUGAUCACACAUCCACACGUCCUUGGUGUAGACUGACCGACCAGUGCUUCAGUCAUAUGAUAAGUACAUUGAUCAGUCUGCUGUGACCCAAGGCGCUCUUACCUUUGGGACAAGAUUAUGAUAAAUCAGAAGUAAAGGAAAAUCACUUCCUGUUGCCUUUGAUGGCAACAAGCUAACCUGUUGGCAAAAAUGUCCUUAUCAAAUGGUGGCAUGACGUUGACCCCACCCUCCUCUUAUCUGAACCACCAUCAAAAGUAAACCAAACCCGAGUCUAGUCUACUGGUCUUGAAAUCAGCCUUUUCUGUCCACUUUCCAACACUGCUCAAUUUCCCAGCUUGUCAUUCUGUGGUCUUCAAUGUGAGAGUGCUGGAAAGGGUUAGAAAACUGUCACCUCCACCUCCUCACAGCGGCAGUGAUGUGCUCUGUGAU
Molecule: messenger RNA, 2253 nt
Organism: Rhinolophus ferrumequinum (greater horseshoe bat)
Lineage: Eukaryota; Metazoa; Chordata; Mammalia; Chiroptera; Rhinolophidae
Gene: FITM2
Product: fat storage inducing transmembrane protein 2
Exons: 2
Coding region: 61-849 (262 amino acids)
Biological process (GO): lipid droplet organization; lipid storage; phospholipid biosynthetic process
Cellular component (GO): endoplasmic reticulum membrane
Source: RefSeq, a predicted model, not a curated record